AUGGCGUUCUUAAUCAAGAGCAUGGUGGGCAACCCCUUGAAGAGUUUUGGAUUUGGAGAAUCAAGCGAGGAGAAGAAAGAAGGGGGUGAUGUGUCUGACCCGGCAGCUGCCCAAGGGAUGACCCGGGAAGAGUAUGAGGAGUAUCAGAGGCAACUAGUAGAGGAGCAGAUGGAAAGAGAUGCCAAGUUUAAUCAGAAAAAAGCAGAAAGAGCCACAGUGCGGGUACAUUUAAGGGAAAAAUACAGAUUACCACAGAGCGAAAAGGAUGAUAAUCAAAUACAGAUGGCCGGAGAUGACAUAGAUCUACCAGAAGACCUCCAGAAAAUGGUGGCUGAAGACGAAGAUGAGGAGGAAGAGAAAAGCUCAAUCUUUGGUCAUAUCCAAAAUAUUCAGAACAUGGAUGUGGACACACUUAAGGAAAAGGCAACAGCAACGUUCACAGAAAUGAAGCAAGCGGCUGAAGAGAAGUGCUCUGUGAUGUAG
This is a messenger RNA of Bufo bufo (common toad), 483 nucleotides long. It is a transcript of the gene CPLX4, whose product is annotated as complexin 4. Gene Ontology annotation, cellular component: terminal bouton; SNARE complex. The transcript has 3 exons. Gene Ontology annotation, biological process: synaptic vesicle exocytosis; neurotransmitter transport; regulation of neurotransmitter secretion. The record is from RefSeq and is a predicted model, not a curated record. Gene Ontology annotation, molecular function: syntaxin binding. The coding region runs from base 1 to 483 and encodes 160 amino acids. NCBI's taxonomy places the organism in Eukaryota, Metazoa, Chordata, Amphibia, Anura, Bufonidae.